AUGCCUUCCCGUUACACGCCAAAGCGCAUCCUUAAGAAACAGUUCUCCCAGCAGGAACACAGUCUCCUGGAAGAUUGGGCGCCCGGAAACCGAAACAAGUAUCGCAACGUGGAACUUGACGCCCCCGUCUUAACGGAGCAUCAGGCCCCGAGCUCGGAACUUGUUAACCAAGGAGGGUAUACAGCGCCGAACGGAACUCAUCUCUCCGACCACGACCUAACUGAAUUGUCAAAUGGCAUUGAAGAUUCGGAGUCAAUGUGUGUUAUAUACUUUCAGCCUUGCUUCAUUGAGGAUCCCUGGAAGGAUCUCCCAUCUGUGAAGAUGGAAUUCACUACGCGCUUUUGGUCAGUCCUUCUCUUGCAGCCACGCGUCCCUGUUGCUUCUUUACUUGUUGCACAUCGCAAGACUUGA
This is a messenger RNA of Aspergillus oryzae RIB40, 411 nucleotides long. RefSeq lists its product as uncharacterized. The transcript has a single exon. The coding region runs from base 1 to 411 and encodes 136 amino acids. The record is from RefSeq and is a predicted model, not a curated record. NCBI's taxonomy places the organism in Eukaryota, Fungi, Ascomycota, Eurotiomycetes, Eurotiales, Aspergillaceae.